Neocloeon triangulifer is the source of this 1160-nucleotide messenger RNA. RefSeq names its product tenascin-like. Bases 84 to 1046 code for a protein of 320 amino acids. Lineage: Eukaryota; Metazoa; Arthropoda; Insecta; Ephemeroptera; Baetidae. The record is from RefSeq and is a predicted model, not a curated record. The transcript has 8 exons.
UAAGAGGUGCAGCCUCCAGGUUAGAUAAAAAAUAUACUCUCCUUGGGCAGCCCACAAACGCAGACAGACCCACUCCUUCAGCCAUGUUGGCACGACUCGCGGCGCUGGCUUUGGCCCUCGCGGCCCUCGCGGUUUCGGCCCAAAUCGUCCUGCCAGGAGGCGACACAAAAGUCCAGUGCAGCAACGACUCGGUGUGCGUGGAUCAGUUCGGCCCGAUGGCUCUUUGCGACGUCGAGUUCUGCAACUGCUCGCAGGGCGCCGAGUUCAACUCCGAAGAGGGCAAAUGCGUCGCGCCGAUCACCUCCUUCAAAUCUGAUCAAUCGUGUCAGACGGACCGCGACUGCCGAAUGGAGGACUCGCGGUGUCGGUUCGGCAAGUGCCAGUGCGAGACCGACUUCAUCCAAUCGCACGACCAGACCAAGUGUUUGCCUUUGGCCAAAGAGGUGGGGUGGGGCUGCGAGGAGGACCCCCAGUGCACCACCAAACUCAGCAAGACCACCGAGUGCCGCGACUUCACGUGCGUCUGCAGACCGGGCACCGCCAUCAACAACCUCGGCGCCUGCGUUGAAUCAAAAGGUCUGGAUUCGUAUUGUGCGUCAAACAACGUGUGCACCACGGAACACUCGGAAUGCAUUCAGGGCGUUUGUGCCUGCAAGGAAGGUUUCGUCGCUGCGGCAGACAGCAAAAGAUGUUUGGAGCAGGCGCAAGGUUUCAAAUCGCCGUGCGAGGAGUCGAUCCAGUGCACGGGACCGUUCGGGCCGCACUCGGUGUGCCAACGCGGCGAGUGCACUUGCAAGACGGGCAACCACUUCUCGGACAUGAUGUGCUGGCAGGACAGAGGUCUGACCGACCGGUGCGACAGGCCCGACGAGUGCUACAUCGCCGACGACGGCAACAACCAGAAGCUGCAGUGCACGGCCGGCCAGUGCAUCUGCAAACCAGAGUUCAAACCUGACCUCAGCACCCUCCGCUGCUCAGGUGCUCCUCGCAUGGCCAUGCUGUCAGGGUUGUUGGCCGUGGUUUUGGCCGCCGCGUCGUUGCUCUAGAAUUCGCAUUUUUCGUCCGUUCAAGUCGCAGCCACCAACUUUAAUUAAACACCGGCGAACUCUCUCAUAUCGUGUGUGCCAUUUUCUAAAUAAUAAAACCCGCGUGCGCGUUUU